GGGGAAAAAAUUAAUUCGGACAACAUCCGUGAAAAGUUCCCUAUCCUGUUAGAACAGAUUUAUAUUUCUUUCUGCUUCUAGUGCUUUAGUUACAACUCAACAAGGAGACAUAGCAAUAUGAAUGUUAAGAGCACAUUUCUUUUUCUGUGGUCACUGUUAUUUACGCAGACUUUAGCAGCAGGUCUCCGUAUCGGUCCAGCGGUCUGCAUGCUGGCCUGUGACUUUGACAAUGGCUACGUUCUGUCAGACAGAGGGUGUGCCUGUGUCAAGGUCAAGGGCUCCAUUCCCGCUUGUCCAGAACUGAGAUGUGGUCCCAGGGCGUGCCUCUCGUUCAAGACGGACGUCAACGGCUGUCCCACAUGUGAUUGUGAUUGUCGCCCAGCUGUUUGUCCGUCUACACCGUGCAGGUACGGUGUGCAGCGUUUUACUGAUGGCAAAGGAUGCCCAGCCUGUACCUGCUUGAGCCCUGCCCCGAGGUGACUGUCUACCACUGCCCAUAAUGUGAUUUUAACUGCAAAGAAAUACUGACCACUUAUGAUUUCGACAAAACAUUGAAGCUUGCUUUCUUAUCUAUAUUAUAAAGUAGAAUGUGAGGUGUAUGUAUGUAUGUAUGUUACUUAUAGACAUCAAAACCGCUUGACCAAUCUUGAUAAAACUAGGCAGGAAUGUUCCUUGGAUACUAACUUAGACCGUAGUGUAUGUAUUGUAGCCCUAAAACAAACUUAAGACCCUACAAAAAAAUAAAGUUGUCCGACUCUAUUACAGCUAUAGUAUUUUAUGGAUCUAGACCAUGGUUAACAAUGUUGACAUGAGAAAAGAUCGAAAGGAUUUAGACGUAGAUCUAAUUUUAAGAAAUACACUUUGCGCAGAUAGUUUUUUACUUUGACACAUGAAAACACAAAAGAAGAUCCAUUGAUUUCAUUAUAUAAUAAAAUUAACCUUCGAUUUUGUGUUUCAAAAGCAUUUUUUACAUAAAUUAGUUACUGAUAUCUGUGACUACAGAUUUCCUGACGAACAUUCUUUCAUUAGACAAUACCGUAAUGAAUCACGUACUAAAAAUUAAUUCGUUUAAUUGUUUACUUUAUAAUCCCAUCCCUAGAUCUAAAAUUCUAAUUCAACUCUAAGAUGAUAAAACUUCUCUUCGCACAGAUAGUUUUAUACUUUAACACAUGAACAUACUAAUUAUAGUCCAUUCAUUUCAUAUUUUGAUCAAAUAAACAUUCAAAUUUGGUUUUCUAAAGCAUUUUUAAUAGACUACAUUCGUUUACGAAAGCUGCGAAGCCGAGUUGAGAUAGGUCUAGAUCUAGAUUUUCAUUCAUGAAUCGCGUACUAAAAAUUAUUUCGUUUAAUUGUUCACUUUAUAAUCCCAUUCAUUUAACAAAGCAACGAUCUUUUCAUUUUUAAUAGAUAUGAAUGUAUCGACUUCGGGUAAACCCAUUCUCGUAAACCUAAUUUUAUUUUCGAAGCGAAAGAGAAAAAAACUUGAAAGGAUCAUUAGUUAAGUUUAACAUACAUCUAAAUCCAAUCCACUAGAUUAGUAAACACAAACUUAGACCCGCAGGCCGCGGGUAAUGUUAGGCUAGUUGACAAUAUAUGCACUUACUAUUCUGAAAUUAAACAUUAAAAAAUCUCCACAUUUGAUUCAUGUCUUUUAUUUCACUUUUCAAAUCAACAGAAUGAAAAACUCGUGGCACAUUUAUUUAUGGCGUUUCUAAGAGAGGCGAAGGGGCGAAGAAUCACGUGACUAAAAUGAACACAUGUUACAAAUGAAUACUAUUUUAUAACGUUUUGGACGAUAUGAGGUCAUAAAGGUCUUAUUACUGUCUUGUUUUUGAAUUGCUUCUUGCUAUAAUUUGAAUUGAUUGUAUUGGUUCUAAGCUAGGAAUAAUCGAAAACAUAUGGUGCCCGCAUUCAAAUAAUGUACAUGUACAUUCGUAUAGGUCCGCGCUAAAUAACGUACAUUCAUAAAGGAUGGCUGCCUGGUCAUGUGGUUUGCGCGCUGCACUGUCGUUCGGACUUAUCGAUGGUCUCUGGUUCAAACCCUGCCCGCUUCCAUCCCCCGUCGUCCAGCGGAAGGUUUUAGACUAGGAAGUAAAGUAUCUUCAACUCUCAAGGAACAUUCGAAACAUGUCAAACAUUGGACAAAAUGUUUUUUUUUACAAUGUCUGCAAUACCGCGUUAAAUAAUGUACAUCCAUAUAGGUCAAGGUGAAAUUAUCCAUGUAAACAAUCUUUUGUGCAGAGGUGAACGACCCAGGCUAAUAUCCGGUCAACAUGUUUUUCUGGGAAGUUUCUUGAGUAUCUCACACGUCACAAAACGUCAUGGCGGAAGUGGUGGAGCUGACCAACCAGUAGCCACCAACCCCCUCUCUCCAUCUCCCAGCUGAAACAAAUGUAUCAUAUAAGCCUCUGUCUGUAAGUCCGUGCUACGAAAAAUAGAUGAAAUAAGUCCAACGACUGAGGGUAAAGAACCGAAUUGAGUAAUUCCCCCCCUCUAACAAAGCAAAUCUUGUUCUGUCCUGGCAAAAGAAAUGGGUCAAUUAAAGAAUCCCAGAGACAUUUUAAAAACAAAGUAUAUUAGGGUAAGUGAUGAAAUGCAAGUCAAAGAGAUCAACCAUUAUUGUGAAAUGUCUAACAAGUAAAGCCAAAGAAAGAUCAACCAUUAUUGUGAAAUGUCUAACAAGUAAAAGCCAAAGAAAGAUCAACCAUUAUUGUGAAAUGUCUAACAAGUAAUGCCAAAGAAAGAUCAACCAUUAUUGUGAAAUGUCUAACAAGUAAAGUCAAAGAAAGAUCAACCAUUAUUGUGAAAUGUCUAACAAGUAAAGUCAAAGAAAGAUCAACCAUUAUUGUGAAAUGUCUAACAAGUAAAAGCCAAAGAAAGAUCAACCAUUAUUGUGAAAUGUCUAACAAGUAAUGCCAAAGAAAGAUCAACCAUUAUUGUGAAAUGUCUAACAAGUAAAGUCAAAGAAAGAUCAACCAUUAUUGUGAAAUGUCUAACAAGUAAUGCCAAAGAAAGAUCAACCAUUAUUGUGAAAUGUCUAACAAGUAAAGCCAAAGAAAGGCUGACAGUGUGAGUCAACUAAUGUAUUCAAAUGUAAGCAGCAAGAACACCACAUUGGAGUGAUUUUAAGCAAAGUCUCAAGUUCAACGUCUAGACUCUGGAGAGUUAAUAACAUUUAAUGCGAAUAUACACACAAACAAACACAAAUUUGUCUUGCGUCUUUAGUUGUUUGCCCAUUAAAUUUCGACACUAUGUUUGGAGAAAUACUCCUACACCAAACAAUGUAAAACCUUUAGUAGAUAAUUUAGCUAUCGAUUAGUUGGUAAAUUAAUUAGUCAGUAGGACAUUAUCAAUAAAUUAAGUUUUAAACCUUUGGGGGGGGGGGGGGGAAAUGUCGAUUGAGCCAAAUGUGUUGAACAUGUAUUGCCAGGUUCGAAAUCAUGGACAAGCUGUGUUUUGUAGUUAUCAUCCUGAUUGGGAUCUUUGGGAACAGUUCUUUAGCACAGCCAGGUAUUACAAGAUGCAACUUGAAGUGUCCUAACAACUUCAAGUUGGACACAGUCAAAUGUGUUUGCAUUUUACAAGAGUGUCCAAAACUAGAAUGUAAAUUCGUCUGCCCAGCGGGACUGGUUGAAAACGAAUACGGUUGCCGUGAGUGUGCGUGCCGAGCUGUGCCACAACCUUGUCCCAAAACCUGUGACCAGGGGUGCCAGCUUGGCGACAAGAUCGAUGGAAAAGGUUGUAGGAUAUGUGAAUGUGAAGCUUCCACUCCUGAAACUCCCCAGUGCCCUGUUUGUCCUUCCUCGUGUCCUCCGGGCGAGGAUAUUCUAGACGACAAUCUAUGUCCCACUUGCCAGUGCGUUGAAAAGACAACACAGCCCAAACCAAAAUGCCCAGAUUGUACAAUUACUUGCCCAGAUGGCUAUGUACUUGGUGAUGACGGAUGCCCUACUUGCAAGUGCGUUGUAAAGCCAACAACGCCCAAACCGAAAUGCCCAGAUUGUAAAAUUACUUGCCCAGAUGGCUAUGUACUUGGUGAUGACGGAUGCCCUACUUGCAAGUGCGUUGUAAAGCCAACAACGCCCAAACCGAAAUGCCCAGAUUGUACAAUUGCUUGCCCUAAUGGCUACAUAAAAGGUGAUGACGGAUGCCCUACGUGCAUGUGCACAGUAAAGCCCCCUCCAACUUCUUGCCGAUCACUUUCACGUUGCAUAUUAAUUUGCCUUGAGGGCAAUGUGCUCGACAGCAACGGAUGCCCCAUCUGCAAGUGCAAAGAAAGGACAACACCAGCGCCUGCCUGCAUACCGCCCAUGUGUGACGACGAUUGUGACGUCUACGAAAAGGAUGAGAAUGGCUGCGAGACCUGCGAGUGCCAUAUCGAAGAACCCCUGUGUCCUGACAAUGUUUGCACCACGCAAUGCGCUUACGGCUUCGUCAUUGACCAGAACGGUUGCCUGACCUGUCAGUGUAAAGAGAAGCCCAAACCGAGGUGCCCUACCCUUACUUGUAAAGUGAGCUGCAGGAUAGGCUACGCAGUUGACGCCAACGGAUGCAACACUUGCAGCUGUAAAUCGUAAUAUUGGACAGGAUUGCGUAACAAACAACUGAUUUGAAAAUAGUGCAGCCAAAUUCCUUUAUAGAAUCUUCUUUUUAAUAAUAUAGGCUAAUUGAGAAAGUGGAUUGUGAGAUUUUUAAUUAGCAUUUAUUCCCAUUGAGAGCUUACAGUGACACGUAUACAGCCAGUGAACCAAGGAUUUCAACAUUUGUUGUUUUAUUUCGUCUAAUUUAUUCGGUGUGCUAACGCUAAAGGAACGUCUUGGUGACGUAGUUAGCUCAGCUCAAAUUUGGACUACACCUUACACGCUUUCGCCAUUUCCUGGCUCGCAAACACCUUCUUAACUCGGAUAGUUCUCAUGAAGUCGUCACUGUAACAAGAGUUCAAUCCUUUCGACAAUAAUCUAAUUUGCUACAAAAAAAACAACAACAACAAAAACAGAAUAAUUAAACAAAAAAAAACUAGAUCUUCAGCGAUGUUAACUUUAAAACUAAACAAUAAAUAGAAUUACAGCUCAA
This is a messenger RNA of Biomphalaria glabrata, 5073 nucleotides long. Its product is annotated as antistasin-like. The record is from RefSeq and is a predicted model, not a curated record. The coding region runs from base 3441 to 4577 and encodes 378 amino acids. Gene Ontology annotation, molecular function: serine-type endopeptidase inhibitor activity. NCBI's taxonomy places the organism in Eukaryota, Metazoa, Mollusca, Gastropoda, Planorbidae. The transcript is spliced from 4 exons.